AAGUCUUUUAUUGAUAUUUUCUUGUAACCAAAAACUAAAAGAAAGGUCAUCCGUCUCUUCCACUAUCCGGUAGAUCUCUCUCUCUCUCUUUCUAUAUCGAUCGAGUCUUUGUUGCUCGGGGGUUGAAUUAGAUUGAAAACAAAUGGAUGAAUCUCCUCUGGAGCAGCAGCAGCAACAAAGUCAAUCUCAUGGGCAAGAGAAGGAAAUAGUAGUAACUGAAGGUAGUGCCUUUGUGCAUGGUGAGCCUCCUCCUCCUUCUCAAGACGUUAGUGUUCCUCCCAAAGUUGAUAGCCAAGUGGAAGUCCUGGAUGAGAAAGUCAGUAAGCAGAUCAUUAAGGAAGGUCACGGUUCCAAACCAUCCAAGUACUCCACUUGCUUCUUGCAUUAUAGGGCAUGGACCAAACACACGCAGCAUAAAUUUGAGGAUACAUGGCAAGAGCAGCAACCUAUUGAACUGGUUCUAGGAAAAGAGAAAAAAGAAAUGAUUGGUUUGGCUAUCGGUGUUGGUAGCAUGAAGUCUGGUGAACGUGCGCUCUUGCAUAUUGGCUGGGAACUUGGUUACGGCAAAGAUGGAAACUUCUCUUUUCCCAAUGUUCCUCCUAUGGCUGACUUGUUGUAUGAGGUUGAAGUUAUUGGCUUUGAUGAAACAAAAGAGGGAAAGGCUCGCAGUGAUAUGACUGUGGAGGAAAGGAUUGGUGCAGCAGACAGAAGGAAAAUGGAUGGGAAUAAUCUGUUUAAGGAGGAUAAACUGGAGGAGGCCAUGCAACAAUAUGAAAUGGCCAUUGCAUACAUGGGGGAUGACUUUAUGUUUCAGCUGUAUGGGAAGUACCAGGAUAUGGCUUUGGCAGUUAAGAACCCAUGCCACUUAAACAUGGCGGCUUGCUUGAUCAAACUGAAACGUUACGAUGAAGCAAUUGGCCACUGCAAUAUUGUGUUGACAGAAGAAGAGAAAAACCCAAAAGCGUUGUUCAGAAGAGGGAAGGCCAAGGCAGAGCUAGGACAGAUGGAUUCAGCUCGUGAAGAUUUUCGAAAAGCUCAAAAGUAUUCACCUGAUGACAAUGCGAUUAGAAGAGAGCUGCGAGGCAUUGCGGAGCAAGAGAAAGCUGUGUACCAAAAGCAAAAAGAGAUGUACAAAGGAAUAUUUGGAGGAGGGAGAGAUGAAAGUGGUGGUGGCAAGGCUAAGAGCCGUUGUAACUGGUUGAUAAUGCUAUGGCAGUGGUUGGUGUCCCUUUUCAGCAGAAUCUUGGGACGCAACAGAGUUAAAGCAGAUUAGUGUAACUAUUUUGUUCUUUUAUGUUGCAAUGACUUUGAGAGACAUGGAACUUGUUAAUCUUUAUUAAUUGUGUGGAGAAUUUACAAAACA
Molecule: messenger RNA, 1363 nt
Organism: Raphanus sativus (radish)
Lineage: Eukaryota; Viridiplantae; Streptophyta; Magnoliopsida; Brassicales; Brassicaceae
Product: peptidyl-prolyl cis-trans isomerase FKBP42
Exons: 8
Coding region: 143-1273 (376 amino acids)
Molecular function (GO): protein binding; peptidyl-prolyl cis-trans isomerase activity
Source: RefSeq, a predicted model, not a curated record